Molecule: messenger RNA, 8000 nt
Organism: Cavia porcellus (domestic guinea pig)
Lineage: Eukaryota; Metazoa; Chordata; Mammalia; Rodentia; Caviidae
Gene: Kif1a
Product: kinesin family member 1A
Exons: 51
Coding region: 214-5718 (1834 amino acids)
Biological process (GO): microtubule-based movement
Molecular function (GO): ATP binding; microtubule binding; microtubule motor activity
Source: RefSeq, a predicted model, not a curated record
GAGGCAGCUGGCGGCCGGGCUCGGCGCCGCACAGCCAACCAGCGCCGGCGGGGGGGCGGCCGGGGGCGCAGCCGCAUCACGCGGCGCCGUCACAGCGCCCGCACCGGCCGCAGAGCAGCUCGGCCGCGGAGCACGCGGGGCCGCCAGGGAGGUGUCCUCUGCCUUCGUUGGAGCUCCUGCCACUGCUGGGAGUGACCAACUGAGGCUGCAGAGAUGGCCGGGGCCUCGGUGAAGGUGGCGGUGCGUGUCCGCCCCUUCAACUCCCGGGAGAUGAGCCGUGACUCCAAGUGCAUCAUCCAGAUGUCGGGAAGCACCACAACCAUUGUCAACCCCAAGCAGCCCAAGGAGACACCCAAGAGCUUCAGCUUCGACUACUCCUACUGGUCACACACCUCGCCCGAGGACAUCAACUAUGCCUCACAGAAGCAGGUGUACCGCGACAUUGGGGAGGAGAUGCUGCAGCACGCCUUCGAGGGCUACAACGUGUGCAUCUUUGCCUAUGGGCAGACGGGUGCCGGCAAGUCCUACACCAUGAUGGGCAAGCAGGAGAAGGACCAGCAGGGCAUCAUCCCCCAGCUCUGUGAAGACCUCUUCUCUCGGAUCAACGACACAACCAACGACAACAUGUCCUACUCAGUGGAGGUCAGCUACAUGGAGAUCUACUGUGAGCGUGUCCGCGACCUCCUGAACCCCAAAAACAAGGGCAACCUGCGUGUGAGGGAGCACCCCUUGCUGGGGCCCUAUGUGGAAGACCUCUCUAAGCUGGCUGUCACCUCCUACAAUGACAUCCAGGACCUCAUGGACUCAGGGAACAAGGCCAGGACUGUGGCGGCCACAAACAUGAACGAGACCAGCAGCCGCUCUCACGCCGUCUUCAACAUCAUCUUCACCCAGAAGCGUCACGAUGCGGAGACCAAUAUCACCACGGAGAAGGUGAGCAAGAUCAGCCUGGUGGACCUGGCCGGGAGCGAGCGGGCUGACUCCACUGGUGCCAAGGGCACACGCCUCAAGGAAGGCGCCAAUAUCAACAAGUCCUUGACCACACUCGGCAAGGUCAUCUCUGCCCUGGCAGAAAUGGACUCUGGACCCAACAAGAACAAAAAGAAGAAGAAAACAGACUUCAUUCCCUACCGAGACUCGGUGCUGACCUGGCUCCUCCGUGAAAACCUGGGUGGCAACUCGAGGACAGCGAUGGUAGCUGCCCUGAGUCCUGCGGAUAUCAACUAUGAUGAGACCCUCAGUACACUGAGGUACGCUGACCGGGCCAAGCAGAUCCGUUGUAAUGCCGUCAUCAAUGAAGACCCCAACAACAAGCUGAUCCGAGAGCUGAAGGAUGAGGUGACCCGGCUUCGAGACUUGCUGUACGCCCAGGGUCUUGGUGACAUCACGGACACCAACACUGUGCCCGGAGGACCCAAAUACUCGUCCGACCUUGAGAACAAUAACCGUAACCGUAUCGAGGCCAUCCUGAGUCCAGCCCCUGACCCUCUCUCCACAGUGACCAACGCGCUGGUGGGCAUGAGCCCCUCGUCUUCGCUCUCCGCCCUGUCUAGCCGCGCGGCCUCCGUGUCCAGCCUGCACGAGCGCAUCUUGUUUGCCCCAGGCAGUGAGGAGGCCAUUGAGAGGCUGAAGGAAACAGAGAAGAUCAUUGCCGAGCUCAAUGAGACCUGGGAGGAGAAGCUGCGGCGGACGGAAGCCAUCCGGAUGGAGCGGGAAGCCCUGCUGGCUGAGAUGGGUGUGGCCAUGCGGGAGGAUGGUGGCACCCUGGGAGUGUUCUCUCCCAAAAAGACACCGCACCUUGUCAACCUGAAUGAGGAUCCACUGAUGUCCGAAUGCCUCCUCUACUACAUCAAGGAUGGGAUCACCAGAGUGGGCAGGGAGGAUGCCGAGAGGCGGCAAGACAUCGUCCUGAGCGGGCACUUCAUCAAGGAGGAGCACUGUGUCUUCCGGAGUGAUAUGCGGGGCGGCAGUGAAGCUGUGGUGACACUGGAGCCCUGCGAGGGUGCAGAUACAUACGUCAAUGGCAAGAAAGUGACAGAGCCCAGCAUCCUACGGUCAGGAAACCGCAUCAUCAUGGGCAAGAGCCAUGUCUUCCGGUUCAACCACCCCGAGCAGGCCCGGCAGGAGCGCGAGCGCACACCCUGUGCAGAGACACCUGCAGAGCCUGUGGACUGGGCCUUCGCACAGCGUGAGCUGCUGGAGAAACAGGGCAUCGACAUGAAGCAGGAGAUGGAGCAGAGGCUCCAGGAGCUGGAGGACCAGUACCGCCGGGAGCGGGAAGAAGCCACUUACCUGCUGGAGCAGCAGAGGCUGGACUAUGAGAGCAAGCUGGAGGCGCUACAGAAGCAGAUGGAGUCCAGGUACUACCCAGAGGUGGCCGAGGAGGAGGAAGAGGAACUGGAGGAUGAAGUCCAGUGGACAGAGAGGGAGUGUGAGCUGGCACUCUGGGCCUUUCGUAAGUGGAAGUGGUACCAGUUCACAUCACUGCGGGACCUGCUGUGGGGCAAUGCCAUCUUCCUCAAGGAGGCCAACGCCAUCAGUGUAGAGCUGAAAAAGAAGGUCCAGUUCCAGUUUGUCCUCCUCACGGACACCCUCUACUCCCCCCUGCCACCGGAUCUGCUGCCCCCAGAGGCUGCCAAAGACCGAGAGACACGUCCCUUCCCCCGCACCAUCGUGGCUGUGGAAGUGCAGGACCAAAAGAAUGGGGCCACCCACUACUGGACACUGGAAAAGCUCAGGCAGCGCCUGGACCUGAUGCGGGAGAUGUACGACAGGGCCGCAGAGGUGCCUUCCAGCGUUGUUGAGGACUGUGACAAUGUAGUGACUGGCGGGGAUCCUUUCUACGACCGCUUCCCCUGGUUCCGACUGGUGGGCAGUUCAGUCAUCUCUGGCUGCAACAGCUACCCUCUUCUCAACACAUGCAUGAGCGAGCGCAUGGCUGCUCUCACCCCCUCCCCCACCUUCUCGAGCCCCGACUCCGACGCCACCGAGCCUGCCGAGGAGCAGAGCGUGGGGGAGGAGGAGGAGGAGGAGGAGGAGGAGGAGGAGGAGGAGGAGGACCUGGAGGACGACGUCUUUCCGGAGCGCGCGCUGUGCAACGGCCGGGACCCGUUUUACGACCGGUCCCCCCUGUUCAGUGUAGUAGGAAGGGCCUUCGUGUACCUGAGUAACCUGCUGUACCCCGUGCCCCUGGUACACCGCGUGGCCAUCGUGAGUGAGAAAGGCGAGGUGAAGGGCUUCCUGCGUGUGGCCGUGCAGGCCAUCUCAGCUGACGAGGAAGCCCCUGAUUAUGGCUCUGGUGUCCGCCAGUCAGGAACUGCUAAGAUCUCAUUCGAUGACCAGCAUUUUGAAAAGUUCCAGUCGGAGUCCUGCCCCGUGGUAGGAAUGUCCCGCUCAGGGACCUCCCAGGAGGAGCUGCGCAUCGUGGAAGGCCAGGGCCAGGGCGCAGAUGCAGGGCCCUCAGCCGAUGAGGUCAACAACAACACUUGCUCCGCAGUGUCCCCAGACGGCCUCCUCCUGGAUAGCCCUGAGAAAGCUGUCUUAGACGGGCCCCUGGAUGCCACCCUGGACCACCUCCGCCUGGGCAGCACCUUCACCUUCCGCGUGACCGUCCUGCAGGCGUCCAGCAUCUCUGCUGAAUAUGCUGACAUCUUCUGCCAAUUCAACUUCAUCCAUCGGCACGAUGAGGCUUUCUCCACGGAGCCCCUGAAGAACACAGGCAGGGGUCCCCCACUUGGCUUCUACCACGUCCAGAACAUUGCAGUGGAGGUGACCAAGUCCUUCAUAGAGUACAUCAAGAGCCAGCCCAUUGUGUUCGAGGUCUUUGGCCACUACCAGCAGCACCCCUUCCCACCCCUCUGCAAGGAUGUGCUCAGUCCUCUGAGGCCUUCCCGCCGCCACUUCCCUCGGGUCAUGCCACUGUCCAAGCCAGUGCCUGCCACUAAGCUCAGCACACUGACGAGGCCCUGCCCUGGGCCCUGCCACUGCAAAUAUGACCUGCUGGUCUACUUCGAGAUCUGUGAACUGGAGGCCAAUGGCGACUACAUCCCAGCCGUGGUGGACCAUCGUGGGGGCAUGCCCUGCAUGGGGACCUUCCUCCUGCACCAGGGCAUCCAGAGACGGAUAACCGUGACGCUGGUGCAUGAGACAGGCAGCCACAUCCGCUGGAAGGAAGUGCGGGAGCUGGUUGUGGGUCGCAUUCGAAACACUCCCGAAACUGACGAGUCCCUGAUCGACCCCAACAUCUUGUCUCUCAACAUCCUCUCCUCCGGCUACAUCCACCCAGCCCAGGAUGACCGGCAGUUUCUUGAUUCGGACAUACCUAGCGUGUCCUUCGGAAUUGACACUAGGACUUUCUACCAGUUCGAAGCCGCCUGGGACAGCUCCAUGCACAACUCACUGCUGCUGAACCGUGUCACCCCAUACCGGGAAAAGAUCUACAUGACCCUGUCUGCCUACAUUGAGAUGGAGAACUGCACGCAGCCAGCGGUUGUAACCAAGGACUUCUGCAUGGUCUUCUACUCCCGUGAUGCCAAGCUGCCAGCCUCGCGCUCCAUACGCAACCUGUUUGGCAGUGGCAGCCUGCGGGCUGCAGAGGGCAACCGCGUAACAGGCGUGUAUGAGCUCAGCCUGUGCCACGUGGCUGAUGCAGGGAGCCCAGGAAUGCAGCGCCGGCGCCGGCGGGUGCUGGACACAUCUGUGGCCUAUGUCCGUGGCGAAGAGAAUCUGGCCGGCUGGCGACCCCGCAGCGACAGCCUGAUCCUGGACCACCAGUGGGAGCUGGAGAAGCUGAGCCUUCUGCAGGAGGUGGAGAAGACCCGGCACUACCUGCUUCUGCGGGAGAAGCUGGAAACCACCCAGCGGCCCGGGCCUGAGGCGCUGUCCCCCGUGUCCAGUGAGGACUCCGAAUCCCGCAGCUCCUCCGGUGCCUCUUCCCCGCUGUCAGCUGAGGGCCGCCCUUCCCCUCUGGAUGUUCCCAGCGAGAGGCAGCGGGAGCUGGCCGUCAAGUGCCUGCGUCUUCUCACCCACACGUUCAACAGGGAGUACACACACAGCCACGUGUGCAUCAGCGCCAGUGAGAGCAAGCUCUCAGAGAUGUCUGUCACCCUGCUGCGGGACCCAUCCAUGUCCCCGCUGGGAGCAGCCACACUUACCCCAUCCUCCACCUGCCCCUCUCUGGUUGAAGGGCGCUACGGUGCCGCCGAUGCAAGGACCCCACAGCCCUGCUCCCGGCCCUCCAGCCCAGAGCCUGAGCUGAUGCCCGAGGCUGACUCCAAGAAGCUCCCUUCUCCUGUUCGGGUGGCAGAGGCUGACAAGGAGCCCCAGCGUCUGCUGGUCCCCGACAUCCAAGAGAUUCGCGUCAGCCCGAUCGUGUCCAAGAAGGGUUACCUGCACUUUCUGGAGCCGCACACUGCCGGCUGGGCCAAGCGCUUUGUGGUGGUGCGGCGUCCCUAUGCCUACAUGUACAGCAGCGACAAGGACCCUGUGGAGAGGUUCGUGCUCAACCUCUCCACAGCCCAGGUGGAGUACAGUGAGGACCAGCAGGCCAUGCUCAAGACGCCCAACACAUUUGCUGUGUGCACAGAGCACCGUGGCAUCCUGCUGCAGGCCAGCAGCGACAAGGACAUGCACGACUGGCUGUAUGCAUUCAACCCGCUGCUGGCGGGAACCAUACGGUCCAAGCUGUCCAGGAGGAGGUCUGCACAGAUGCGGGUCUGAGCCCGAGCCCUCUGGGCUGCCAACAACCCGGCCCUCCCCAUCCUCAGUCCAUCUGUCAUCAUCUGCCACCUGGUCCUUCCCCACCAGAGGGCGCCCCGCUGGGCCCAGCGACCCCUCUGGCUGACUGCUCACUGGAGGCAGCAGUGGCUCCCUGUGGUGCUGCCUUGUCUUCUUCCAGGACCGCCCAGUGGAGCCAGUUGGGACUACGGAAAGGCCAGAGGGCACCGACCGGGAGUCACUGCUGCUCUCCUAUUUUUUUAAGCAUAGACAGACUUAUAAUUAAUAUGCGCUAGUUAGUGACGUUCAGACAGUUCCCCAAGAAUUAACUAUCAGACUGUGUACUAUUUAUAAGUAUUUAUUUCUAAUGCCUCGUAGCCCUGUGAGAUCCGACUGUCCCUACCCUAUCCCAUGUGCUCACCAGCCUGCCAGGUGGAAUGGGGCGCCCCUGCCAGGCCAGGCUCCCGAGAGCAGGACGGAGGCACAUAGGAUGUGUGAGUGCCCAAGCAGGCGGGGCAGCUGAGGAGGACCUGGAGAGACCAGGCCUGGGGAGGUCCCAGGCAGGGUCCCCCUGCAGGUAUCCAAGCCUGGUGGGCCAGGUGCUGGGGCUGGUCAAGGGCUGUGGGAUACAGUGGCAUUCUGGGUGCGAGUCCCAGCUUCUCUGGCUACGUGAGGAGGAGAAGGAUGCUGCAGGGCCUGAGAAGGAAUCAUGUUCCUCACAGAUGCCUUCUCUGUCUGGGGUCCUCCCGAGAACUCCAGGAGGUGUGUCCUGCCAGGGCACCCAAAUGCUGGCUGUCAUCAUCACAGGGCUCUUCCUUCUGCAACUGGGGUCAUUUGCAAACAGGAACCAAGCAGGCCACAUGCACAGGGUGGGGGUAGCAGCAGAUGGGCUGUCCCCGAGAGUCCCAGACGGGACAUGCAGACGCUCACGAGCCUGUGCUCUGCGGCCGGAUGUGGCAUGGCGCCUCUCCUGGGGGUAGGAUAGGACUGUGGCCUCUGCUGCACACUCACUAGGAGGGCUCCCCAGAUUGUACUAAAGGCAGCACCCAGGCCCUGCAGCCUGGGCUCUGGGAGUGGGGAGCUCAGUUUCCAGACCUGGGCUGCCCUCCCUGGCCCCCAGGACCCAUGAGGCCAGGAUGCACCGCUGAGUUAGAAUUGAUGUGACCCAGGUGGCCGUGCUGCCCACUGUGAGCUGUAGGGGCAGUGGGCUGAGAGAGGUAGCAACAGUGACCAGCAUGAAUUCCCACACUGGCACCGUGAUCACCUUCAGGCAGGGAGGAGAAAUGGGGUUCCCAGGCAGGAACAGGGUCCAAGGCCUCUGUGCCUGCACAGGCCAGCCAGCCUGCAGCUACUGUGGAGGUCUGGGCCCAGCCAGCUUGCGGUGCCUGAGGCCAGCCAGCCUGCAGAGCACCGCAGCCAGGGAGGAAGGGGCCCCAAGUAGUGGAGCUAGGGAUGGUCUGUUCAGGCCUAAAGAGAGGGCUUCUGGUGCUCUCUGCUCUGUGGGAGGUCCAGGUCGGGGCUGGGAACCCAGAGCCGAUGGCAACAGGUCCAACCACCUGGUCCUGCUGAGGAGAUUGCCCCACCUGUUAGGACAGUGAGGCAGCUGCUGCUCCCCCGGGCCCGGGUUCCAGGCCUGUGAUGAAGGCUGGAGUCACGUAGAGCAGAGGGCUGUAUGCCCUGGCUGUGGGUACUGUUUCCUGCUAAGUCAGAGUGAGGAAGCUAGCUCCAGGAAAGCGCUUUUCCCAGGCCUUCGAUUCCGAUGCCUAGUGCUCCCCAGGCCUGUGGUGGGCAGCGUUCUCACGGAAGGGUGAGAAGCCAGGACCCGCUCAGAGUUGGGCUUAACAGCCGCACACCCCACACACCAGAUGGCUAUAGUGAUGGCCUUCCCCACCAGCCCUGGUCCCUGGAGGCCCUGGCACCUCAGGGUCCCUGGAUGUGGCUGGUAUGAGGGGCUCACAUGCUGAUCCUCUGCCAGCCACACCCCAAGUGGGGACCCCAGAAGAGGCUGCACAGCCCCCCAGAUGGACAGGCAAUGGCUGGCCAGCUCACUCCUGGGCCUGGGCCUCCCAUAGCUCAUCCAUCCCACAGGCCCCUGCGGAGAGGCCUCACCCCGGCUUGUACAUAUGUGAUUGUGGUGGGCGCGCCAGACCUGUGUUGUAACACCUCCCUGUAAACGAUCCAGUACCCGAUGUCUUACACCGAGUGUUAGCUGUAAGCUCCUGUUCCCCUUGUGCACUCAACGCUCUGUCCAUGAAGAAAUAAACGUGGCUGUUAUGCAGCACAUA